AUGCUGCUUACUUCUAGAAAAUCCGAGGAGAAAGCGAACGGAGCGGAGGGCGGCGGUAGUCGCUCGGGUACUUGCACGCUGCAAGGUGAACGUCGCUGCUCUCAGCGAAACCCGCUUGUAGAAAUGGAUGAGGUGAGUGCCGGUUACCCCUGCAGCGGCCACCCAAAAGUUCGUGUCUCCUUUUUUAUUUGGAGCGACACAGUGGGGCAACUGCCCUGUCUGCCGCAGGACAUAAACGACCACCUCAUAAACCUGAGCCUGCGUCUUCAGGCAGUCAAGUUCGAAAACAUCGUCAGCGUCUACGAUCCUCACCCCCCCCCCAACCCAAUUGACCAGCGCCGACGAGACGAAGAAAGACUUCUACGAGAACCUGCACGCCCUCCUGGCGAUUGUACCGAGAGCGGACGAGCCGAUUGCCCUUGGUGGCCCCAAGGCCCCCGUCGGGAAAGACCACGAAGCAUGGUGAGGGGUGUUGGGCUCUCAUAUAAUCAGUGGCUGCAAUGAUAAUGACCUUAUUCUACUGCGAACGUGCGUAGAACACCCUUCGCCUUCUGGCGCGAAAGAAAGCGACCUGUAUGCACCCCCGAUCGCGGAACUGGCAGCCGCUAGACUACGUUCUCGUCUGGAGGCGAGAUCUACAGAACGCUCUGGUGACUAAGGAUAAUUGCGACGCCGACGGCUGGACGGACCACCGCCUCAUCGUCUCCAAGACGGGGCUUCGAUUGCACCCCCGCAGGAGACCUCAUUGAAAGCGACCACCAGAUAAGUUAAGUACUGUUUAGUUUGCGUUUAAAUGGAGUUCUCAAGGGUUUCUGUCAUUUACUCCAAGUUCACUGAUUGGAUUUAUUUGAUUUAAAAGAAGUGCAAGUCUGUAUGAAGUGUAGUUAUAUUGCAAAAAUUUACAGGCAACUUCAGCACGCGAAAUGCAUAAGACUGACAGUGAAAAAGGAGUGGUAAACAGUUGGCGAAUUUGCUUGAUAACACCGAACAAUAUACUGACUGCACCUGCGCACAGUGUUAAACUCAACGCAAACAAACUAGGUUAUUGAAAUCAUGAUAGUAGCAUGUUGAUAGUUAUCGCUGGCUUCUUAGAUGGAGUUUGGGGUUUUCUGGUUACAAGCGGACCACUGAGAACUCUUUGUGUCCUUGUGGAGUCGGAAGAUGAACGCUUGGUGUUUUCUUACGGAUUGGUUUGGAGACCUAUAUACAACACCGACAGUACCAUUUUCAAAUCCAGGAACCAAGACACUGCAGCAUCUCCAGACCAUGAUCGGUUACACAUUCCUCGACAGGUUUGUAUGAAACUGCACUACUGAUCAUGGGGCAAUUUCACCACUUGUUUGGUUCGGUCUUGUCUUAGCAUUUUAUAGCCGUCUAUUUGUAUUUCGCACGCAAUAACAUCGGGACGAGCAUCGGCCACAAUGAUUUUGGGUUCAUCGAGUUUAUUCAAGAGGGUUUGCAAAUUUCCAUAGUAAAACUUACUUUCGUGUAUAUUCUUGUAGUGAAUUGUUCUUCUGGUCGUGUGACUUUUGUCAUUAUGACGGGCGUCCUCCACAGAAGGGGUUUUUUGUUGAACAAUCACGCGGUUCAUGAUUACCAGUCCUUUCUCACCUUUCUCUUUCCUGGACUACAGUUCCGCUUUCAGCGCCCUCCAUGUCAUCCUCCCUUGUACAGAGUAGGCAGGCUGAAUAACCUCUAUAACCGAAGACUAUCCUUAUCGUUCGUUCAAGUAGAAGACCCCUUUGGAUCUUUCUUUCCAGAACUACUUUUAAAGGGCUAGAUUUCUUCUCUAGAUAGUUUGCGCUAUCUUUACUAUUCAGUCCAGAAAGCUUCAAAAUCUUAAUUUCUCCAAUCCCACCUAUCAUUUCAUUAGUUAUUCUAUACCUAGUAUUGUCGUUGGUUGAUUCACGAGGUCCAUGGGCAAUUAUGCAUUGCGAUCGAUCCAGAAUAUUUGUCUCCAAGGGGUUCUGUUUACUAGUCGCCUUUGUCAAUGUUUCAGCUCCGCUAACUGGGGCUUCAACCACAACUAUGUGGGGAUUCGUGAAAGCAUCUGUUUCCACUCUGAGUCUAUUGUUAUAUGUCGUUGCGCUGGUUGACAUCCCAUUUAAGUCGGGUUAAGCAAAUGCGCAUACUGUCUGGAGACUGGUUGCUUCGAUUGUUAGCUGUCGCCUAUCAUGUUCUUCUUUUGUCGGUAUAUAUCGCUCACUGCUUGCGUUUCAGUAAUCGAUUAGCCCGGCACCUGAAAAGACUGUCGGCCCCAGACAACAAUGUCACCGCGAAGACUCAUCGAUGUUUAGAAGACGAAGACGCGAUCACUGGAACAAGAAAUUUAUUGGCCUGAAAUUUCGGAUUCUCAUUCGAAUCCAUCAUCAGAAACCCUCGCAGGUAAAGGUGAUGGUGGCACAAGGAGUGCAGUAUUUGCAGCACGUGGCUGCAGUGGGACCAUAUGCGCACUGUAAACGACUCCAGACGUUUCCUGCAUUGGCAGCGGGUCUUUUGGUCUCAUGACUUGAGCCUAAUGGUUGCUUCCGGCCUGAGUGCGACCCCAACUUCAAGUGGAGUGAAAAGACGACUGACGGUUUCGGAGACGUUCUUCACGUACGGAAGAACCCGCCAAAAUUUGGGGCCGGUUGGAUUUGGUCUCUGGUGUCCUUUUCGUAUGCACUGGUUGACAAAGUUGCUCGGGUAAGCAUUGGCUCUCUUUAACCGUCGAAGAUAUUGUAAGUCAGCAACCUUGUCUUCCAUUGCACUGCACUGCGUCUCCACGCGCCGGUAUAGCGCCCUUACGCAACUGCGUUUGUGACUGGUGGGGUGAUUGCUAUUGAAGUUCAGUAUUUGCAUCGUAUUUGUCGCUUUCCUGAACACUUUGGUUUUUAGGCCACCAAAAUCUUUGCGGCAGACGAGGACAUCCAGGAAGGUCAGCUGGUUAUUUUCCUCCUCCUCCUC
Molecule: messenger RNA, 2946 nt
Organism: Spirometra erinaceieuropaei
Lineage: Eukaryota; Metazoa; Platyhelminthes; Cestoda; Diphyllobothriidea; Diphyllobothriidae
Source: the annotation of a GenBank genome assembly